AUUAUUAUUAUCUUGUUUAUUUGUUCCAUUCGUUAAUAUAUUUUCAAUAGUUAAUCAAAUAAGGUUUAUCAAAACAAAUUUAGUAUGCUACAAUAAGUGACUGUUGUUUCUUUUUUUUCCCCAGCAAUCGAUUGUGAAUAUUUGUAUAUUGAGAAUAAUCUAGUCAUCAGUGGUAAGAAGUCCCUUCUCCUCGUACACGCCGUGAAGGAAUCAGUGCGAGUUUUAAAAUGCCUAGAGAAAUCAAAGAAAUCAAGGAUUUUUUGCUCAAGGCAAGAAGGAAAGAUGCGAAAUCUGUCAAGAUAAAGAAAAACCCAGAAAAUGUGAAAUUUAAGGUUCGAUGCUCAAGGUUCCUUUAUACCCUUGUAAUUACUGACAAGGAAAAGGCAGAGAAACUUAAGCAGUCUUUACCACCAGGCCUUCAGGUCAAGGAAGUGAAGUGAUUUGAAGAAAUGAUUUUAUUUUUAUUUUUUUUGUUUUAUACAAUAAACAGUUAAUUUGGUGUCCCAUUUUCUGAUUUUAGUC
This is a messenger RNA of Nezara viridula (southern green stink bug), 522 nucleotides long. The record is from the annotation of a GenBank genome assembly. NCBI's taxonomy places the organism in Eukaryota, Metazoa, Arthropoda, Insecta, Hemiptera, Pentatomidae.